AUGUUCAGUUUCACCUCUAAGGCUGCUAUUCCAUCUAAGUCUCAACAAUAUAUUCCUACCAAACCUAUGGCUGUCCCCCGUAGAUUUGCCCAAUUACCAGCAAAGUCCCCUCUUAAAAAGGAAAUCGAAAGUAAACCAAAAAAAGUUGAAGAAAGAAAGCCAGGUCAACUAUCACUAGAAAUGUUUGAUGUUGGAAAACCACUUGGCCAAGGCAAAUUUGGAAAUGUUUAUCUUGUAAAAUACAAAAAAUAUGAUUAUGUGUGUGCAUUAAAAGUUGUUUUUAAAAGACAGUUGCAAAAAUGUGGGAUGGGGAUUCAAAUGAAAAGAGAAAUUGAGUUGCAAUCUCAUCUUAACCACCCUAAUAUUCUUAAAUUAUUUGGGUUUUUUGAAGACGAAAAUAGGUGGUUUCUUGUUCUUGAGUAUUGUAAGAAAGGUGAGUUAUAUGGAUUGUUACAAAAAGCUGGUCGUUUUGAUGAAAAGAGAGCUGCCCGAUAUAUAAAAGCAACAACUGAAGCCCUGAAGUAUUGCCAAGAGAUGAACUGUAUCCAUCGUGAUUUAAAACCAGAAAAUAUUAUGAUAGAUCACAACGAUCAGGUUAAAUUAGCUGAUUUUGGGUGGUCUGUUCAUACAAAUACUAAAAGAAAUACCUAUUGUGGUACAUUAGAUUAUUUAUCUCCUGAAAUUGUACAAGAAAAAUAUUAUGACGGAUCAAUUGACCAAUGGUGUUUAGGGGUUUUAACAUUUGAACUAUGUACUGGUGAACCACCAUUCCAAUCUGCUACUCGUGAUGAAGUUAUGAAAAAGGUUAGAAAUGUUAAGUAUUCUUUUCCGAGUUAUCUUACGGGUGAUUGCAAAGAUUUUAUUAACAAAUUAAUUCAGUAUGACCCUUCUAAAAGAAUGACUUUUACAGAGUGUUUGGCUCAUCCAUGGAUAACCAAAAACACAACAAAUUGA
Molecule: messenger RNA, 954 nt
Organism: Entamoeba dispar SAW760
Lineage: Eukaryota; Evosea; Mastigamoebida; Endamoebidae
Product: serine/threonine protein kinase, putative
Exons: 2
Coding region: 1-954 (317 amino acids)
Biological process (GO): protein phosphorylation; regulation of cytokinesis; mitotic spindle organization
Cellular component (GO): chromosome passenger complex; spindle microtubule; spindle midzone
Molecular function (GO): protein kinase activity; ATP binding
Source: RefSeq, a predicted model, not a curated record